AUGGCGGAUAAUUACUCGACGACGUCGCCAGAACGUGUCUACCUUCGUAUUUAUGACUAUGAAACAAAGGUCUUCAAAAAUUUUUUUUGAUGAAGCUUAAAAAAUUAAGGAAUUCUCCGGGCUCACGACCUACCAUGGCCUCGUGCGGAUUUACAAUUCCAAUACCUGGCCGUCGCGAAUUUUCUGGUGUGUCGUGGUUCUUUGCUGCCUCUCACUUUUUAUGAUUCAUGUGAGAUUUAUUGCCUAUUUGGGAUGAAAAAUAGGAUUUUUAGAGCGGCUAUCUGUUGCUCGGAUAUCAUUCCAAGCCGACCCUAUUCCAAGUUAACACUAUAGUGCCUGAGGAAGGUUUUUUUCGAAGUAUUUUCGUAUAUUUCGAUAUUUUUGAGGAAUUCUGUUCCCGGACGUCACGGUGUGUAACUACAUGCCUGUUGUGAUGGAUAGAGUUCGAGGUUUGUGAAAAAAUACUUGCGGCUUUUUUUUUCAUGAACUUUGGAGUGGUCCUUAUAAGGGCAACUCUCUAGGGACCACUUUACGAUUCCCUGUAGGGGCCACUAUAGCCUGCAAAAGCGGUAUAGGGGUUUAAGACUUAAAAACGGUUUUUUUUUUCAAUACAAAGUCGGAAGACUCCUAUAGGGGCCACUCAAGCUUCAGGAGCUAAAAUGUCAGCUUCUAAACCCCUAUAGAGACCCCUUUUUCGGUCCUUAAAGAGGCUGUUUUUCCCCUAACCCCUAAAGGGAUCUCUUUGGAAUUUCUAAAUGGAACCUUGUCUAUGCGCCUCUAAACAGUCAUCAAGAAAAAAAUUUUUAAAAAAACAAAGAAAAAAGUUUGAAAAAUAAAAAUUCAAAAAUCUUUAGUGGCCACUUUAGGGUCUUGAGGGCCACUGUAGAAGCCAUAAUGGUAGCUAUUAAAAAGGGAACUACUAUAGUGGUCACUAGGAGACAAAUCGGCUUAUACAAAGGGGUUUUCAGCGGCCACUUUAGGGUCUUGAUGCCACUGUAGAAGCCAUGAUGGUAGCCAUUAAAAAAACGGAACUACUAUAGUGGUCACUGAGAGACAAAAGGCUUCUAUAAAGGUGGUUUGAGUGGCCACUUUAGGGUCUUUAUGGCCGUAAUGAUAGCCCUUCAAAAACCUAUAGUGGUCACUAAGAGGCAAAAUAGAGGCUUCUUCAGUGGCCACUUUAGGGCCUUGAUGGUCACGGUAGAAGUCUAAUUAGUAGCCAUUAAAAAGAAAACUACUAUAGGAGUCACUAAGAGGUGAAAUAGUGGCUUUUGUAGAGCUGGUUUUAGUGGCCUCUUUAGGGUUUUGAUGGCCACUGCAGGAGCCGUAAUGGUAGCUAUUAAAAAGGGAACCACAAAGGUGGUUUCAGUGGCCACUUUAGUGUCCUCUCAAGCAGUCCUUGAGGAGUCUCUUAAGUUGCCCUUAACAUUUUUUAAAUAUAUUUUUCAGCCUACAACAUUUCAAAUGACGUCUUGAGCUACGUCCUACAUUCCUAUUCUGAUCAGGUGAUAAAAUGAAAAUUUCUUUUCCUUAAUAACUUUCAUCAGGUAGAUCUGGCCGAAGAGCAGCUCGAUGAGAAACAUGAGCAAUACUUGGCCUAUCGUGAGCAAUAUUUCGAGUCAAUGGGGAAAGUUUUCGACGUGAGAACAUUUAUGAAGGACGUCGGGUGAGUUGGAAGCCUUUUUUCCAUUUUUACAAUUUGAGAAUUUUCCAGGCCAAGAUGCGAGGACCUAGUUUUGGGGUGCGCUUUUGGGGGCCGAAUAAUUCCGAAAUGCUGUGAAAACGGUGUUGCUGAACUCACUGACGUUGGCCUUUGCAUAAGGUACUUUUUCUUAUUUUUAAUCUGAAAAAUUCAGAGUACUAAUAGAAAAGUUUUCAUUAGAAAAAUGCGACUUUUUCUUUUUUUUUUUUUGAUAUUUGAAACAUCAAAAUUUUUUUUUCUUAGUCUCAAUUUCUUUGUAAAAAACGCACUCUCCUCAAUCUACACACUAUUUCUCCUCUUUUAAGGUUCUCAAAUAUAGACUUUAUCAUCAUAGCAAACGAAGCCUUCAAAAAAUAAGCGUGAAAAUUUCAAGUGGCCCCUUAAGUGCUCAGUUUCUUUCGAAAAGCAGAGGUUCACAGAAAACGUCGAUUUAAGUUGUGAGAAUGUUUUAUGAAUGCCAAAAAUCCCAAAAAAAAUUCCGAGUGGUCACUAGAGGAUUCAGAAGACUUUUUACAAUGCCAGAAGGAUACAAACAGCUUCUUCCAAGCCCCUUGAGCGACUACUCUUGGAAGCUCUAGAGUGGUCUCUACAGGAGCAACCUUAGGGGCCCCUUACCAACCCCUUAAGGGGCUACUAGAGCUUGCAAAAGUGGUCCCUAAAGGAAAACUUCUGGUCGAUAAUUCUUAUGAACUCUAAUCGAAGAACAUUUCCAUGCGAAAAAUUAAAUGAAAGCGUUUUUUGAAUGAAUUUGAAAGACCCCUAUAGGGUCCACUUGAGCUUUAGGGGCUCAGGGGUCGGACCCUAAACCCCUGUAGGACCAGCUUGAUUUUACCCUUAUAGGGAUCACUAUUUAGGCCCCUAGAGGGGUUAUAUUUUGCCCUAACCCCUAUAGGGUCCACCUUGAUUUCAGCCCUAUAGAGGCCACUUUUCGGCUCCUAAGAGGAUUUUUUUUUCGCCCUAACCCCUCCAGGGGCCAUUCUGGAACUCCUAAGCUUGACCCCUUCCGAACGUUUCCUCGGCCCUCCCUUAAGUGAUCACUCAAUAACGCCGUUCCCAUUUAUCAAAUCUGUCAACCGGAAAACUCUUGGCAGUCACCCAAACUCACAGCCCAGAGAGAGAGAGAGAGAGAGAGAGGGAAAAGAUGGAGAACAAAAAAGUGUAAAAUUUGUCUGGUCGUCUCGCCGACGUUCCCAUGCUCUCUCGCCGUUUGCACUUUUUGGCGCCCAAACGUUUUGCGAUGGGGGAAGAAUUGUACAACUUCUGACGGAAAAGGGGGACCUUCUUUUUGAUUUCUUUAGGUUUCCAAACAAAGGCGGGAAGCGACGGCAAUGGUUCAGUGGCAGCGGUUUCGGCUGGGAAUUCGCCCUAGAUGGCAAGUAUGACAGUGGGAAUGAAUGUGAGUUUGUUGAUAAUGAAGCAGAAAAAAAGAAAAAAGUUCAGGAAAAAAAUGUUGAAAAACAAUUCGAAAAAAAUGUUGAUGCGAAAAAUUGACUUGAAAUGAGAGUUCUAGUUACAUUUUUAGCCAAUUUGAGACUCUAUAAACUCAAAUUUUGACUAGAUUAAAAUGAAUAUUGAGAAAAAAAUCAUCCUAACCAAUAAAGUUAACGUAAAAAAUCGACCCUAAUUUUCGAGUUCUUGAGGAAAAAUUUGAACUUUACUCGAACUCGAUCUUCAACCCCGUAAUGAAAUUCAAGCAACCACCGGAAAAAAAUCUACUUUUUAAAAACUAUUUUUUUCGCAGAAACAAGGCUUUAGAUAUGAAUUUUUUUCUUGAAAUUUAAAAACUAACCCUACUUUAGAACUGAUUUUACUAUUGACAAGGGCAGUGAAAAAAAUAUAAAAAAAGUGAGAAAAAUCAACUGAGAAUUUUUCUAGAACGUUCUGAUUCCAAUAAAGAAAGGAUUGAGUCUCAUCUAUUAUUUUUAUUCAAAUUAUGAGGCUUCAAAAUUGGCUUAUCAUGAAAAAGAGGUUUUUGGGUUCUUUUAGGGUGUUAUGAUUAGACUAACUGGAAAUAGUCUCACUUAUUUUGGCUGAAAAAUCGAUUUUUUUCUGAAGUACGUCUCAUUAACGAUUUUUUUCGAAUUUUAUAAUUCUAAAUUUUUCAAGCACUUUCAAAGCUUCUAAUUCCGCAAUCUUCUGCCGUGAUAAAAUUCAUUCCGCGAUAUUCAAUUAUCUCUGACUCAAACUUCAAUUGUCUUUUGCACUCUCCAACGGAUAUUUCAAAUUUCACAAAGUUCAAUUUUGAACCGCAAAUCCUACCCCUUUUCUUCCAAAAAAUGAUACAGUCGACCUGCCCCCGACCUUCGCCGACUUUGGCUUCCGCGUCUUGAUCCACGAAGCAGGCAAAAGUCCGCCGCUUCUCAACAGGGCCCUGGCCGUACCUCCGAACUCUGUCCUUCACGCUUCCAUACAAACCAGGAAUGUCAGGUGUUUUUUUCCAUUUUUUGAAAGAAAUUGGAAAAUUUUCAGAUUUCUCUACUGGAAAAGGGCAACUGGGGGAUGUGUCAGAGGUAUUGGGAUGAGGGAAUUCACGGAAAACGGUUGAUACAUCUGAAUGUGCGUAUACUGGACUUCAAUAUGGUUAAAUAAGUGAAAAAACCAGAAAAAUCGAAAAACCGGCUUUCAAAUCUCAACGCAACUUGUUUUUUUCCUCCGAAAAAAAUCAUGAAUUUUUAACUCGAUUGUCAACCUAACUUCAUUGGCAAGUUCAUGAAGCCAUUUUUCAGUUAAAAUUUUUCGUUAUUCCCAUUUUUCAUCUGAAAUUUUUGGUCCUAAUAAUCUCAAAAAUCCUUCCCAAUAAAUAUAUUUUUCCAAUAAAUUUUCAAGUAAACUGGUUUGAACUUUUUAAACCUCAAUUCAAAAAGUUUAAUACUAACCUAUCAUACUCUUUCCAGUUUUUAAAAUGGAAGUUUAAACAAAACUGGCUAUUUUUUUCGGAGGAAUGGUUGCUCCAUUGAUAAAUUGAAAAAAACUUAACGUUCCAGUGUGAUUUUUUUGAAGUUAUUGGAUUUUGUCAGUGGAGCAGACUUGUUUCAAAAAUAUUUUUCGACGGGUUUUUGGAAAAAUUUCGGGGUCCAUCACUUUUUUUCUCAUUUUUCUAAUUUUUUUCCACUGAAAUUUAAGUAUCACUUUUUCAUUAUCCGUGCAAUCCAAUAAAUCAAAAACAUUUAUUUUAUUUUAUAAGUUUUUGAAGAAUAAUUUUUUGAGAUCGAUUACUUUUCCUACUCAACUUCCCCAAAAAUCAGUACUUUCCAACAUUUGUUUCUCUAAAAUCCUAUUUUUUCAGUACACCAGCCAUCACUGCGAGCAAAACUGUCAACUGCAACGAGCCUUGGAAUCUUGCCAAUGCUACCCACUCCAAUUGAUCCCAAACUUGGCGUUUCCCCUAGCGUCGGAGCGAAUUUGCACCCCGGUGCAGUACAAAAAUUGCAGCGCCAAGUUGGAAGGUUUUUCGAUUUCUACUCGGACCGGGGCAUUUCUAGUGACCACUUUAGUAGCGUCAGGACUCUUAAGUGAUCCCUGGAAUCGCUCAGAUGUCUGGUUUUCGUAUUUGAGGUCCGAAUUGAAAAAGAGAAGCUUAGAAUAUGAGCAAACGAGCUGCGGAUGUGAUACGGAAUGCGAUUUGUUGGAGUUUGACGUCACGACCAGUUAUUCGGAUAUGGCGAGAUUUGCCGCCACCAAAUUCAAGCUCUCCAUGGAUUAUGUCAGGUAUCCUUUGAGAUAUGGGAAAAGAUCAAGGAGGCCUCAAUAUUGAUGUAGAGUUUUCUUAGUAUAAAAAUUGAGCUGCUGGCAGUGGAAGCUAAAAAUAUUCACCAGAAUACUAUCUAGAGAGCCUCAACUUGCGAAAAUUUUUUUAAUAAAGGAUGCCUCAACGCCCAAAAAAAGCCAAAGCCAGCCGCUGAAAAACUAAAAAUCUCUUUUUUUUUCAAAAAAUCAGGAAGCUCUGCAGGUUAAGGUUGUCUUCAACAUCAAAGCGCAUUAAAAAAACUUACUUUUGAUAAAAAUAUUCAACUUCAAUUUUGUGCAGUUCGUAGGUCUAUAUGGCGGAAAACCAACGCAAAAAUUCCAUCCAAGCUCUGUUUUUAAUUAUUCGGAUGUGUUCCAAAAUCCUUUUUACGUUUUCAAAAAAUCCAAGAAUUUUGUGACCCUAGAACACUCUUAAAGCGCCAGAAAGCUCUUUAGAGGCCAUGAUGGAAAAAAAUAAGAUCUUCCUAAGAAAAAAAUACUUAUUUUCGUUUUUCCACAAAAAAACGGCUUUGUAAAGAUCAAUAGAAAAAAAUGGAAAAACAGAAAAAUUUUUUUGUGGCAAUCUGUCGAAAAAAAUUACGAGAACUCUCAAAAAAGAUUUUGUAAAGGUCAGGGAAAAAAUAUCAGAAAAAAAUAAUAAUUUUUCUAGAAAGAAUGUCGCGAUGGCAAGUGUGUUCAUGCAAACGGUGGCGUAUGAUCGUCACGAACAGCAGAAACAACUGCAGACAGCAGACCUGCUUUCGAACAUCGCCGGCAGCAUGGGCCUCUUCUUGGGAAUGAGCACGGUUAUUUUUUUUCUGACUUUUGAGGAUCAUCUUGAAAAGACCAUGAAAAAAAAACUGGCCAGAUAUAGUCCGUUUUCUUGAAAAGGCAGGACUUUUCUGCGCCCUUCUUAUCUCUCGAUGUCUCUCUCAUUUUCAAGUGCUUUUUCCAUGUUUCUCUGACCUCGCCGGUGAGGGACCACAGAGACGCAGACACGCGAAAAAGCGGCGGAUGAACUAUAACUCUUUGAAGGUCUCAGGAUGCAGAACCGCCUAGUUUUUGAGGAAUAAGAGGCCAAAGCUUCAAAAUAGUCUUUUUUACCGGUUUUUCCUGGUUUUCUUUAUUUUCGAGGUCUCUUUUCUCAAGAACUAAGAGCAGGUUGAAACUAUGUUCGGGCCAAUUUUUGGAAAAAACCCAAAUCAUUAAGUGAAAUGAGCUUCCUAGUUAGAAAAUUGAGAAAUUUGCAAGAAAAAAAUUGCAGCGUCAGCCCAUAAAUAAGAGUUUUUAAAGGCGCAUACUCUAUUACUUAAGAGAGGUCUUGACGGGAAAAUCAUAAUUAUUGCUCUAGGAAGCUUCUUUCGGUCUCAAAAAGCUGUUAUGAUUGAACUAUUCAUGAUGAAGUUUGAACAAAAUCGAAAAAUGUCAAAAAUUUGAUAAAUUUGAUCUCCUUUUCCAACACAAAAUGUUUCUUUCCUGACUUUGAAAAUUUUCGAAAUUUGCUCUUCGAAGCCAAAAUCCCUGAUUCAGUUUGGCGAUAUCUGGAGAGCAAUAACAAUAUAUUUUUUGUUCUAGCAUCCGAAUGCUGUUAAAUUUCCAGGUAACUCUUCUGGAGAUCUUCAUCUACCUGUUCAAAUCAGUGUGGGGUACGGUGAAUUCGACACGCCAACGUCAGUUCAUGGAAGCUGUUGCUGAGGUUUUUAUAUUCAAAAAUUGGAUCAUUAUUAUAAAAUAAAUGUUUUUCAGGAAGAGCGAGAACGUCAACAGAGCAUAGUGAUUGUCAGAGACGACGAGGAAGCGGAAGAGGUUUUUGAAAAAUCGGCUGUACCUUUUUUUAAAAAAAUGUACUUAGGAGAAAAAAAUACAUAAAUCACCAAGAAAAGAUCCAAAAAUUAACUAAAAAUAGUCCCAAAAAAACCAGAAACGGCCCUAUUAAGAGAAAUAUUUAUGACGUUUUCAUUGGACAAAAAAAUCUUGUUCCGAAAAAUUAGUACAGGUAAAAAAUUUUGGUAAAGAAGGAUGAAAACCGAAAAAUCGAAAAAAUCAGGAGAAGAAAGUUGAACUAAAGAAAGCAGAGCUGCUGUCGGGGCGGCCCGCUGUUCGGAGCAGUCGCCCUGGGGUGCCCUGCCCCGCUGAGGAGAUAAGUUCAAAUGAAGUACAAGGGAAAGAAUCCGCAGAGAAACAGCUAAUAAAAAAUCUAUUGGUGGAAGAGAAUGAAAAAUAAAUUUAUAUCAUUGAGUAACUGUGGAGAAAUCUUCUAACAGUGUGACGGAUUCGGGGCAGGGGGCAGCUCUGAAAGAAAGUACACGCAAAAUUCAAAAAAAUGUAGUCUCAGAGUAAAAAAAUCCUUUGAAAAAAACAGCUGUCACUAUUUUUCAGGCUGUAGAAAUCCCGAAAAUUUGUCCAAAAAGCUCUUUUCAAACAAAUUUUCUAAAUGUCUCAAACUCGAAAAAUUAUGAAUUUUUUCCAAAGCUCGAGCUUGUGCGCUCCACUGAGAAUCGAAAAUUCCUGUAGCAUUUUCAAGAUAUUUUUUAUGCUCAGCUGGUUCUAGCGGCUACAUUUCUUGUCCUGACCUCCAUAAACUUACAAACUUUUUUUCCAAAGCUUUCUUGCUUCAUUGAAAAUAUGGAAAUCAUGUCUCAGGCAUUGGUAUCGCUCGGACGCUUCUGGCCGAUUCUAGGGAUCACUUAAGAAUGCUGAGGCUACUAAAGUGGUCACUAGAAAUGCCCUGUAAUUUAAUUCCUGUUUUUUUGUAUUAGGUUCUUCAAAGCUGAUUUUGGCUGCUGAUUUUUUUGUCCUUAUUGAUUUUUGAAGCUUGAGCAUGUGAGCUCCGUUGAGAUUAUGGUCUACUCAACAAUUUUCAGGGAAUUCCCGACAGGCCAACCGGCAAGAAGCAUUCCUCAUCGAUUCACAUCCAUUUGGAUCGCAGGAAUAGUCACAUGGUUAAUUAGGCCUAAUUAAUUAGGUUCUAUAAUUGAAAAUAUUAAGGCUCUCGGAAAUGAAUUAUACGGUGGUCAACGAGGAUCGCUUGGCAUGGCCACGCCUUUGCUUUCGCCUCUUUCCCAUCAUAGGUAAACGAAAAAUUAAUACUCGGAAUCCUCAGAAAAGAAUAGAUUCAAGUUCAUAAAUUCAAAAAUGAAAGAAAAAUUAAUUGAAAGUACAUUUUUGAGAAAGUUCUGAAAAAGCUGAACCUCCAAGUCAAAAUUAAAAAAUCCUUUUUCACCUUCAUUGACAAAGUCAGGAGUAACGGGUGCAAAAUGGCAGCUAAAAUGGUUCCGUUUUGCGGCCUUUAUUGAGCCUUUUUUUUUGUGGGCUAAAAAGCCUCAGGGGAAAAAGGAGAGGCCAUUGAUCAUUUUAUUACUGUAGCACAUUUUGGUUCAUACACAGUCACUGGUAAAGAUUUUUCUCAAUUCAAAAAAUUCUGUGUUUCUCAAAAGGGUUCAAAAAGGGUGGAUGAAGGCCGAUGAAAGGACGGAAAGGCAGUAAAAAGGAAACCGUUGCCAUUCGUUUAGAAGAAAUUAAUAAACCUUUUGAUCCAAAACGGACCCUCAAAGGACCCUUCCGACUUUGCCCAAGCUUUAGGAAGAUAAAUCGUACCCGACUUCUUUAAGAGAAAAGGAGAAGAGAAGCAAUAAAAAUGAUAUUCCGCUAGGAACUAGGGUAAUUUCUUUUUCAACUGAUUCUCAGAACGUUUUUGAACGUAUCGACAUCCAGAAAAUAUUAGCAGAUAAUCGCGAAAAAAAUCAAAAAACAGUACAUAUGUAUUCACAACAACGUAUUCAUUCCUGGUAACGGCUUAUACUUUUUUUCUCGAAUAGUCGAUCCUUCUCGAAUUGAAAGGCGAGAUGGGUAUGUUAGCAAAGGGCGACGCGUUGCGUACGCGUCGCGGCUUUUGGCGGGAAACUUGGAUUUGAACGCGAGCCAUGAUUUUUCAUUUUUUUCGACAGUUUUUUUCAAUAAUUUUUUUGAUUCUUUAUGAUUUUGAUAAAGUGUAAUUAAGCGAAUAAAAAGUAUAAAAUGAUAUAAAAAAACUCACUUUUUUUCGAUUUUUUUACAUAAUUGCAUUUUAACCGCGAGCUCCCUCGCCAAAAAGCCGCGUCGCGCACGCAACGCGUCCCCCUCACGUCUUUCAAGUGAGAAAAGUUUAACUAUACUCUCACAGUUGAUUAUAAGGUGUCAGAGAAAGCAAAAAUACACAGAAAAAUUAAGUUAUUCAUAAUAUAUUUCGCGUCAAGACCUUCAUGCAAAUUUCUAGCUUAGUUUUUUUCUUAAAGAUUAUCCCUGUAGAUUUUCAAUAAAUCAGGAGUUUUUUGGGAAGUAUAUCAAUUUAUUCUCUCUGUAGUAGUCGUGGGAAGGUUUGAAAUAGCCCAUAACGAAAUUAUACCAGUUUUGGCAAAGUUUUUAAUUUUUGGGGCAUAAAACCUCAAUGCUUCAAGAAACCUCAAAAAGAACUUUUCCAACAAGCUAUGAGUCGCGGGAUUUUUAAAGGAACAUCAGUAGCUGUUUAUACGAAUAUCAGAACGAAACGAUUUUUUCAAUCCUGAAUUUUAUCAUUUUCUGCGCCUUUAGUGCCUUCUCUGUGAUUCUGAGCCAUCUAGAAGUCACUUAAGGGACUUUAUUAGUUAUAAAAACGUUCAGGACUGUUCCUAAACCACUCAACAUAGAGGACGAAAGCUCUUCUCAAUUCUACUUUUAGCCAUUUUCUGAGCCAUCAAUGCCUCCUAUGCGGUUCUUAACCCUUCAGGGAUCACUUAAGGGGUCUUAACAGUUAAGAACACGAUCAGGACUGUACUAAAACUACUGGAAAAAAAGCUUUUUUCAAUUUACUCAGCUUUUGGCUAAUUCCUGGGCACUCAAUGACUUUUUUGUGGUUCUGAGCCAUCUAGAGGUCACUUAAGGGGUCUUGGCAGUUAGGAACAGACUCACUACUGGCCUCAUACCAAAACUAUACCUAAACUACUCAAAAUAGAGAGACGGAAGCUUUUUUUAAUUCUACUUUUGGCCAUUUUCUGAGCCCUCAGUGUGUCCUCUAAGAUCCUGAACUCUCAGGGAUCACUUAAGGGACCUUAUUAAUUAUGAACACGCUCAGGAGUGUACCAAAACUACGAAAUCCAAAUUCUCUACUCAUUCAGAAAAUCGAUGGGUCAAAUCCUACGCCGGAGCUCCCAAGCAGCGCUGGAAGGUCCGAGCGGCGACAUUUUGCCGCCAACCGCUUUGAGAAGGAAAAGCACGGUAGCACCGCCGACGUUCAGAAAGUAUAGCCCCAUUACGAAAAUCGUCCGCACUUUACAAAUCGAUUUAGAACAUCGAUGACUCACCGGGCGAGCGUCGUUGAGGAAAAUAUGACUCUUCUGUCGGUGCCACGUCACGCCGCAAGAAGGAAGUCUUCGGCGGCCUUCCGAGACAAUUUGAUUUGA
Molecule: messenger RNA, 10842 nt
Organism: Caenorhabditis auriculariae
Lineage: Eukaryota; Metazoa; Nematoda; Chromadorea; Rhabditida; Rhabditidae
Source: the annotation of a GenBank genome assembly